Messenger RNA from Toxorhynchites rutilus septentrionalis, 1365 nucleotides. RefSeq lists its product as uncharacterized. The record is from RefSeq and is a predicted model, not a curated record. The transcript has a single exon. Lineage: Eukaryota; Metazoa; Arthropoda; Insecta; Diptera; Culicidae. Bases 1 to 1365 code for a protein of 454 amino acids.
AUGCCAUCAACAACCAGAAGUUAUUCGCUGAAGGCACUUCAAACACGAUUGAGAUCACUGCAAGAGAUGUUCAAUGAUAUCUGCAAUUUUUUGGACACUCUGGACGAGGAAACUAUUUCAACGCGAGUUACAGUGCGACUGGAGAAACUCGAAGAAUUAUGGGAGAAGAUUAAUGAGGCCAUUAUAGACAUAGAAAUGCACGACGAUUAUAUCACAGAAGAUGAAACGUAUUCCAAGCAACGUUCCGAUUUCGGUAAUCGGUAUUAUGAGGUGGAAUCCAUAUUACUCGAAAAGGUUAAGGAAUUAGAUGGUGUGUCUGGUACGAAUGCGUCUAUCCAAGGAUUUGAUGUAACGCAAAAAUCAAUUAUCGACCAUGUUCGGCUCCCACAAAUUAAAUUACAAACUUUUGACGGCAAUAUUGAUGAGUGGUUGAGCUUUAGAGAUUUAUACCAAUCGUUGAUACACAAUAAGAGUGAUUUACCAGAGGUUGAGAAAUUACACUAUCUAAAGGGUUGUUUAGUAGGGGAGGCAAAGGCUCUUGUGGAUCCCCUCGCAAUUACUAAAGGGAAUUAUCAGGUAGCAUGGGAGGCAUUGAAAAAACGUUACAAUGACAGCAAAUUACUUAAACGGAGACAAAUUCAGACAUUAUUUGAAAUGCCAACCCUGGGGAAAGAGUCUGAUAUACAACUGCAAUCGUUAUUGGAAAUUUUUGAGCGUGUCAUCCAUAACAUGGAUCAAUUAGUUGAGCCAGCAGAGUACAAGGACCUACUGCUGUUGGACAUCUUAGGUUCCAGGUUAGACCCAGUUACUAGGAGAGGCUGGGAAGAGUAUUCCGCGACGAAAGAACAGGAUACCAUUAAGGACAUGGUUGAUUUUCUGCAGCGGCGAAUUCGGGUCCUCAGUUCACUACCAUCUAGGGCAACCGAAAUUAGGAUUGAAACAGUAAGGCCUCCGAAAAGGGAACAACCAUUUACACAAACUAUCUACAAUCCAAGGAAAACUAUCGAGCUCCGGUGUGUAGUCUGUUCGGACAGACAUCUUCUGCAUCAAUGUCCAAAGUUCAAGCGCAUGACGGUAUCUGCUCUUGACGAACUUCUCCGUAAUCAUUCGUUAUGCCGUAACUGUUUCAAGAGAGGUCACAAAGCUGUCGAUUGUUCAUCCCCCUUCGUUAGUCGAAUUUGUAGAAGAAAACAUCAUACAUUGAUCUGUUUCCGCGAAACCAGAAGGGCUUCACCAACUUUCAGUCCCAAGGAAGCAUCUGCAAACCCAAUUCCGUCUACAUCGAACACAACAUCAUAUCGCAUCGGCAUCGGUGAUGACGGAAACUGUUGGAAAACAGAAUACCAUUUCUCAAACCAAAUGUAA